AUGAUCAAGAACCAUGUCGCUUCCGUUGUAAUAAUAAAACAUAUUCCAAAUUUGGAUCCCAUAAUUCCAAUUCAAACUCAAGUACAAAUUGUAAGUUUACCUGGUCCUUCCCCAAGUGAAUCUAGAUCAUUUGCUGUAAAUCCAUAUGAUACAAUUCAUUCCUAUAUCCAUUUAGCCGUUGCUCCUUAUUUCGAUACCUAUGUUAAUAAUGCAAAAAAUAUUAGUACUAUUGGCAAGAAAUAUGAUGGUUCUAAAAUGGGAACUCCGAUGAGUAAAAAGAAGACCACUGAAUUGAAAUUGUGUUUGCUUCAUCUGCAAGAAAAGGCUGCUAUACCUAAAACUUUGUUAAAUAUUCAUCCAAAAAAUUAUCGAAAAGGUAAAUUUUCAAUUUGA
Molecule: messenger RNA, 393 nt
Organism: Entrophospora candida
Lineage: Eukaryota; Fungi; Glomeromycota; Glomeromycetes; Entrophosporales; Entrophosporaceae
Source: the annotation of a GenBank genome assembly